ACCGCUUAGAUCUAAUAUAAACAGUGAAUUUUAUUUAUAAUUUUUUUCACAAUUCUAUGAUUUUUUCUUUACUCCAAAUCCAAUGGCAACCGUACGAUCAAACUCGAUCACGGUCUUCUUCGUCGUUUUCAUUCUCUUCGCAACCGCACCAUUUCCUUCUCAAUCCAUAUCUUUCUCCUCUUACUUCCGUUACCGAGACCUCUUCUCCCUUUCGCAUUCCCUUCUCAUCGGCGUUGCCAACCUCCGGGCCUCGCGAGGCGACGUUGUUGGCGCCGACCGAGCUCGGGCCAUCGCCAACAGCCUCGACCGUGGAACCGUCUUCGGCUUCGCCAAACUCCUCUGGACGUGGUCGUGGACGGACUUGUCCUUCACGGAUAUUUACGGCGUCGUUUCGGACAUGAACGAGUUGCUGAGGGGCUUGACUGAGUUGACUCGUUUGGAAUCGGUCGCGGAAAGGUCAGCUUGGAUUUCGCGAAAUUACCAGAGUGUCCUCACCGUCUCAAAGUCGCUUUCCAGCAAGCUCCUCAAAGCGUUUCGCCAGUCGGGAGUGAUGAGGGAAAUGGGGGAGACGUUUCAGAAAGAGGUGGUGGAAGGAGGAUUAAUCAGGGAUUGUCUUGAAUUAAGUAACAAUGAUUUAAAGGCUUUGGUUCAGGUUGUCAAAGAUUUGUUGUUGCAAUUCUUUCCUGUUGGUGGUAAAGACUCUGAUCUAUAGUUGGGAAUUUGGAUCAUCGAGAAUUUUUAAGGAUUAUGUAACUGCUGAACUUAUAAGUGACCAAAAUUCAAUUUCAAUUUUUGCUUUCA
Vigna umbellata (rice bean) is the source of this 801-nucleotide messenger RNA. RefSeq names its product adenine phosphoribosyltransferase. The record is from RefSeq and is a predicted model, not a curated record. NCBI's taxonomy places the organism in Eukaryota, Viridiplantae, Streptophyta, Magnoliopsida, Fabales, Fabaceae.